AUGGCAUCCGAAAACGUGAGUGUUACAUCACAGAAAAGCAAAUCGAGAAAAAAGAAGAACGAUACGGUUUUGCAGCCCAGAAGUGGAAGCAAUAGUGACUCUUCAUCAGCAAAUGUCAACUUGCAAGAUAGUUUUGGCGAAGUGAAGAAUGUUAAUCAAGAUUUGAGCAAAAGUGAGGACGAAACAUGCCUGAUCUGUGCAGAAAAUAUUAAAGUUGCUUCUUUAUCUCCAUGUAAUCAUAGGGUUUGUCAAAUGUGUUCAUUUCGAAAUGUAGCACUAUACAAGAAAGAUCAAUGUUUGGUAUGCCGAACAGAAGUACCACAUUUCAUUUACACUGAAAAUCUGAAAUAUGAUAAAUUUGAUGAGAUAAGUAAAUCAGAUUUUAUACCGGCUUUCAAGGGUGAUCAUGGUGUAAGGUUUACAAGCGAGUACGCAAAGGAUGAAACUCUAAGAUUAUUAGAGUAUAAAUGUCCGAUUAAGUCGUGUAACUUUCAUGAGAGAAAACUUAACAAUUUCAAAGAGUUGAAUAAUCAUGUUAAGGAAGCUCAUGAUAAAUAUUAUUGUGAGUUGUGUGCCAAGUUUAAAAAGGCCUUUAUAUCGGAGUUGAAGCUCUAUAACAGAAAGCAAUUGCACCAGCAUCAAACCAAAGGGGACAGUAUUGGAUUCAACGGGCAUCCGGAGUGCAAGUUUUGUACGAACAAACGGUUUUACUCCGACGACGAGCUUUAUGUGCAUAUGAGGGAUCACCAUGAAAGGUGCCACAUAUGUCAACAAAUAGACCCAAAUAACCCUCAAUACUUUAGAAAUUAUGAACAUCUAGCACAGCAUUUUAGGUCUGCCCACUAUGUAUGUACAGUUCAAUCUUGCUUAGAUCAAAAAUUUGUCGUUUUCAGAGAUGAGUUUGAUCUACAAACACAUAUGGCUAAAGAGCAUGCUGGGUUGAUGGGUAACAACAUUUUAUUUUCAACCAACACAUUCAACAAUCAAUUAUACACCGUGCCUAACAACAAGAAGAAGGGUAAAGCUGCAGCAAGCAAAGAUAGCUCAGAUAAUGACAACUACACACUAAAGAAGAAGAGAUUGGAAGAAAGGGCCAAACAUUAUUUGAAUUACUCUAAACCCAAUAUUGACAGAUUUUUAGUGGCCAACGAGGAAUACCGCAAUGGAUCACUUUCUGCACAAGACAUUGUUGAAAAGUAUCAUGAUAUAUUUAAAGAUAGCAAAGAUGUUGAUUAUGACUUACUCAUUUAUGAAUUAUCAGGUUUGUUUCCUUCAAAAUCUGAUUUGCGAAAAAAUUUAGAGGCUAUCAAUAGACCGCAGUUAGAAGUCAGAGAGUUGAAAGAAAGAUUUCCCGCUUUGCCUGGAACUGGGAACUCGUUACAACAGUCUUUUUGGGGUGGAGGCAAUACGUCCAGAUCCAGUUCGAAGCUGAAACUUUCAGGGUAUAACCCACUUCCUCCUAAAAAUGGUAAAUCCAAAGCCAAAAAUCCGUGGAGUUCCACCCAGAGAGUUUCAACUAUCAAUCCAAGUGCAUCUACUUCUUAUCCUUCUCUUCCGACGACUUCUGCGGCCAAGCCAGCUACGGCGUCAUCAUCCUUUUCACCUUCUCUUUCACCGUCCUACACUACGUCUAGAUCAACAACGCCAAGUAGGCCAGUCGAUGAAACCCUUUUUCCAAGCCUACCCAAGGAACAGCCAAAGAAAGUUAUUCCCAGGGUUAAGCCUGCUGUUUCUACCCCUGGUGCUUGGGGUGCUGGCACCGUCGAUAGUAGAGAUUCGUCGCCCUCUGAUGGGUUCGAUCUGGACAUUAUUGGGACGAGUGUAAAGAAUGUAAAAGGGAAAAAGGGUAAGAAAGUUGUUUACCGUAUUGGACUUUGA
Molecule: messenger RNA, 1878 nt
Organism: Pichia membranifaciens NRRL Y-2026
Lineage: Eukaryota; Fungi; Ascomycota; Pichiomycetes; Pichiales; Pichiaceae
Exons: 2
Coding region: 1-1878 (625 amino acids)
Biological process (GO): rescue of stalled cytosolic ribosome; protein ubiquitination
Molecular function (GO): ubiquitin protein ligase activity; ribosome binding
Source: RefSeq, a predicted model, not a curated record